Staurois parvus is the source of this 363-nucleotide messenger RNA. NCBI's taxonomy places the organism in Eukaryota, Metazoa, Chordata, Amphibia, Anura, Ranidae. The record is from the annotation of a GenBank genome assembly.
CCUCCACACUCCUCUCUCCUGUACAUACUGCCCCCAUCAUACCCUCCACACUUCUCUCCUGUACAUACUGCCCCUGUCAUACCCUCCACACUCCUCUCCUGUACAUACUGCCCCUGUCAUACCCUCCACACUCCUCUCCUGUACAUACUGCCCCCAUCAUACCCUCCACACUCACUCCCUGUACAUACUGCCCCCAUCAUACCUUCCACACUCCUCUCCUGUACAUACUGCCCCCAUCAUACCCUCCACACUCCUCUCCUGUACAUACUGCCCACUGUCAUACCCUCCACACUCCUCUCCUGUACAUACUGCCCCCAUCAUACCAUCCACACUCCUCUCCUACACAUACUGCCCACUGUCAUA